CUACGUGGAAGCCGGAAGUACCGCAGCUGCUUCCAGGUUGGCUUGUCCCAGCAGCUGAAGGAUGAUGGCCGGGGACCCCGUGCUGUCCCUCCGGGUGUCCGACAUUAAGGACCCCGCGGCUCUGUUCGAGCGCUACAGCACCGAGGACAUCCGCAGGAUCGAGCGCAAAGUCUGCGGAGAGAUCGAGCAGAAGAAGGAGGAGCUGAGGCAGAUGGUGGGGGAGCGCUACCGGGACCUGAUCGACGCCGCGGACACCAUCGGGGAGAUGCGCCAGUGCUCCGGGAGCCUGGUGGAGUCCAUCCAGGACAUGCAGCGCUACUGCCGCACGCUGAAGCAGAGCAGAGCCGGCAGGCAGGAGAACCAGGACCGGGACCAGAACCAGGACCAGCAGAAGUUCUACACCAUGGCCUCCCAGAUCAAGCUCCUCCUGGAAAUCCCGGAGCUCAUCUGGAGCUCCAUGGAGGCCUCCCAGUACCUCCAGGCCACCCAGCUCUACCUGCUCUGCUGCCAUCUGCAAAGCCUGCUGCAGCUGGAGGCUGCAGGGGGGCUCUGCAGCCCAGUGCUGGCCCGCUUUCCCAUCCUGGUCCGCCAGGUCGCCACAACCGGACACUUCAGUUUCAGUAAACAGGCAGGAAAACUGGAAGGUGCGGGGAUCAAGGCCCAGGUGUGCAGCCUGGUGGAGCUGCUGGUCACCACGCUCUUCCAGGCCUAUGCUGUCUUCUACCUUCCUCCUGAGGGGGCGCCCCGGCCAGCAGAGGGAGCUCUCAGCUGUGGGAUGCUCUUCUCCACCUUGGAGAAUGUGACCUCCUCCAGUCCUGCAGGGAGGGGCAGGAAGGUUCUGCAGGAGGAGUGGAGCGCCGGCGGCUGGUUCCGGCACCUCCCUCCAUCCAUCACAGAGUUCCAGCCCAGCCUGCGGAGCCUGGCCCAGCCCAUCCUGACGGAGCAGCUCCGGGACACCCUGCAGCAGUGGAUCAACACGGAAACUAUGUUAGCUAAACAGACGCCAUCUGUGAUUCUGUGCUCAGCAGGUUCCCGCUCCUCCUCCGGACCUCCUGACUCCUCCUCCUUUAACCGCUACACGGACUCCCCGGCGGUGGAGGAGGCUCUGCGGGAAGGCUGCGUCACCUGCGUUCGCCACAUCCUGUUCUCCAUACGCUCUGAGCUGGACCCGGCUCCGGCCCGCCUCGGCGCCGUCCUGUUCAUGGCCAGAUUGUGCCAGUCGCUGAGCCAGCUCUGCCCCAGCCUGAAGCAGUGCAUUCUGGGAACACAGAGCUCCAGGGAGGCGGCGGUGAGUGGGACCCCCAGGCAGGGCAAGAAGCUGAGCAAAUCCAAGGCUGCCGCCGAGGUCAGCCCGGAGCAGGCCAAGUGGGCGGGGCUAAAGGAGGAGCUUCUGGGCUGCAGCAUGGAGGCAUACCGGAUCUGGAGCUCCGCCCUUGCUAAGGGGCUGACGGAGAGGUUCGCCGCCGCCCUGCUGGCCGAGUCCGCUGGAGCCGUGCUGACGGCUGCAACAGGCUGGGAAGAUCUGGAGAUUCAGGAAGAGUCUGAGUCCGGGAGCAGCGUCACGUCAAAGAUCCGCCUCCCGGUCCAGCCCUCCUGGUUCGUGCAGACUCUGCUGUUCCAGCUGUGCGUGGAGGUGAACAGGGUGGGGGGUCAUGCCCUCCCCCGGCCCACCCUGCAGGAGCUGCUCCAGGCCUGUCUUCAUCAAGCUCUUCAUCAUUAUGGCGUCCUCUCGGAGCGAAUGCGGGAUGCGGAGGGGGCGCUCCCUGUCACCCAGAACCGAGCCCUGCAGCUGCUGUUCGACCUCCGUUACCUCAACACCACACUGAGCAGCAGGCUGGAGGAGGGGAAGACCUCCAGGUCUCAGCAGGACCCCAGGUUCGGGUUGCUGCCUCUCAGCAUGUCAAAUGCUCGAAAGUCCAAGUCGUCCUCCAGGGCGUCUGAGGCGUCCCAGAAGCUGGCGCCUCCGUCCUCGGCGGCAGGAAGUGAUGACAGCUUCCGGCCCGGCAGCGUCUUCAGGCAGAUGGCGGAUCAGGAUGAGGACGCCGCGGCGCCGUCUCUGUUUAAGCUCAGCUGGCUGGCGGGCAUGGCCAAGUAGCCCCUCCUGGAAAAACUACAUUAAACCUUCUCAGAUCCCCCCCCCCGUCUGAUUCAUUUAUUAUUUUAUUGGCUUUAUUAUUUAUUAUUUCUCCACUGAAAGAAGCUAAAAGCUUCCACUGCUGUUUACUGGGAGGAACGUUAGUAAACCAUUAAUUAGUCAAUAAAUAAUCUGCUGAUUAUUUUCUCAUCCAUUAAUAAUCUGAUUGCCUUCAAGAA
Molecule: messenger RNA, 2313 nt
Organism: Cyprinodon variegatus (sheepshead minnow)
Lineage: Eukaryota; Metazoa; Chordata; Actinopteri; Cyprinodontiformes; Cyprinodontidae
Gene: cog1
Product: component of oligomeric golgi complex 1
Exons: 11
Coding region: 62-2095 (677 amino acids)
Biological process (GO): intra-Golgi vesicle-mediated transport
Cellular component (GO): COG complex; Golgi apparatus
Source: RefSeq, a predicted model, not a curated record